This is a messenger RNA of Daldinia caldariorum, 2538 nucleotides long. RefSeq lists its product as uncharacterized. The transcript has 2 exons. Lineage: Eukaryota; Fungi; Ascomycota; Sordariomycetes; Xylariales; Hypoxylaceae. The coding region runs from base 302 to 2482 and encodes 726 amino acids. The record is from RefSeq and is a predicted model, not a curated record.
GCUUCCCCCCCUUCCUCUUGUUGUAUUUUGUUUUUUAUUGUUUAGUGGCUGGCUGGACUCGAGGAGAUACGCAUCGAAUAGUCUUAAACCCUUUCGCAUUUUCUCGGACGGGCGAGUUGGGUGAGCGUAUCUCGCUCCACCCCUCUCGUCCAUUGCCACUGCUACUGCCACUGUGCACCAGAUAAUCAAAGGAGACAUCUUUGCGGCCCUUACCUUGGCACAAAAAAAAAAGAAAACCCCCUUUCCAGCAUGCUGAUCUCUCAGCUGCACAAGCGCAACGAAGCGACCCUUAGCCACCGCCAUGGCUGAAUCUCGUCACCCCGUUGCCGGUGUUGCUGCCGCCGAACGCGAAGAUGCCGAUGCGCCCGCCCAAUCUUACGAACCAGGACCUCUGAAGUGUUGCUGUGGUUCGGUGGAGUGUGUCUUUUUAAGACAUAAUUGCUCUGUACUUGCUAGUGUCGAGAAGGAUGUCCACAAUGCUGCCCGGAUGGGUCAGGCCUUGCUCGCGCGCCACGAAGCUUACAUGGCCGACGCAGAACGAGAUCGCCUUGAGCUUACUGCCCGGAUCGAGCAGUUGGAAGUUGACAAUAGGGAGUUGGAGGCCAAGAAUGCGAAGACCAUUGAAGAAAACAGGAAUCUACUCGAUCAGCUCGAGGUACUCAACAACACAGUUAUCGAUUCGGAAAAUCACAUCAAGUCUCUAGAAGCAUCCUUGCUCUCCUCGCAGCAGUCGGUUCGUAGGCUGGAGGGAGAGACGGCGCGUGCUGCCUCAUUAGAACGCCAGCUGGUGGCCUUAGAACAAGAGCAGGCCGAGCUACAAUCUCACCUAACUCUAUCUCGUGAAGAGACUAAGUCGGCCAUAUCGAGAUGGAAGCGAGCCGAGCGGGGUAUCAGUGACUUGCAGGAACAGCUUGAACGGAUGGAGAAAGAAGCACAAGAAGAGAGAGAAUACCAUGUCGAGAUGAUAAGCAGGGUAGAAAGGCAGCGUGAGAUGGAAAAGGAGUUGAACACUGCCGCUGGCCGACUAAAAGGAGCAGCAGCAGUUAAAUCACUUGACCGGGCCAGUGGGGGAGGGAGCAAUGCCGUAUCGCACUUUGUCCGCGAUCUGCUCCAAGACAACGCUAACCUUCAGUAUGGUAUCGCUGAGUUGCGGGAGAUGCUCAUGAACUCCAACGACGAGAUCCAGGCUUUGCGCGAUCAGCUCAUGUACCACCAACCUUUAGGAGAGGAACUAGCCAAUGCUGGCUCGACGCUGAGCGCGGAGCUUGAAUCUGAAAAGGAUUCGCCCGAAAGGAUACCUCCGAAGACUCCACAUGAGCUUCACAUUCACCAUCAUUUCCAUUUGCCGAAGUCGAAGCAGGACCCCAAAAAACCACGCAAAAAACGGCAGGGAAUCUCGCCUGGGGUGUUUACGCCACCUGGAAACACAGUACCGAGCACCCCUCCUCCAAGUGGCCCUCCACGAUCGCAGUUGGGUUCGCAUACGCAUAGGGACUCGCUCCUUUCUAAUUGUUGGUCAACUUAUUCGGACCAGAGGUCUGAUUUUACACACUCGUCAGUUCCAAGUUCGCCUUUAUCAAAUCGCCGAAAUUCGCUGUUCGACCAAACGAUAGACUCAUUUCCAACAUCCCCCACAACCAGUAUUGACCCAUUAUCUCCUUCGUGGCCUGCCACUCAUCAGAAGCAACUGUCGAGCAUAUCGUCGCGAAGUUUUCGAUUUUCCACGACAUCAGCCCUUGUACAGCCCUUUGUAACCGAUACCCAUCCAAUUAUCGAAGAAUCCGAUGACGGGGACAACCCCCCGGAUCUAACCUCGGCUACUGACGAAUCUACCGUAGAAGAUGCAACGUCUUCUGGAGACCAGGAUGCCGUGAUUGAUGAAGCCUCCGGCGCAGAUGAGACGAAUCGUAACCCGAUGCCGUUAGUCAGGUUACGUAGAGCUCUAUCACAAGAGUCGAUAAUAUCGCUCUCCGGCGGCCUUGAUAUCCACACCUUGAAGUCUCGGCCGAGCCAGCUUACGAUCCGCCAGAUAGGUUCGGCCUCUUCUGUGAUAGGAAGUAGUGAUGUUACGGCACGGCCUAUGUUGUUACGCGAUAGCGCUAAACGAAGUAGCGCGCUGCUUCGUGAAAGCUAUGGCUUAUCGUCUGUCGGUAGUUUACGAUCCGUGUCGGAUUCACCAAUGCUAAGUUUCGGGCCGUCGAAACUUGGCAAAUGGGUCGGCUGGCGACCAUGGGGUGGAGGUAGCGGCGGAGGAGAAGCAAGUGGCGGAGGAGAUAAUAGUUCGACUACGAGCAGUACAUCCGCAAAAACGGUGAAAGAUACUGGCCAGAAGUCCACAAUUCGCCCUCCCGGCAUCAAUCAAUCAGGCCCGAUACCAGGGUUCUCGGAGUACCUAGCUGCGUCUCAACGGAGAGUGCCGCCACCCAAGAUCCGGCCUAAUGAUGUGGAUCGUGAUGCGUUAAGGGAAGGGCUCGGAGGAUGACGACGUUGGCGUAUGCUCUGAGCCCAAAAUGACUUUUCCAAUUAACGCCUAAUACU